Molecule: messenger RNA, 1967 nt
Organism: Rhinolophus ferrumequinum (greater horseshoe bat)
Lineage: Eukaryota; Metazoa; Chordata; Mammalia; Chiroptera; Rhinolophidae
Gene: HDAC3
Product: histone deacetylase 3
Molecular function (GO): histone deacetylase activity
Source: RefSeq, a predicted model, not a curated record
CAGUUCCGCAGAGGCAGGCUGCGUGCUUACGCAACACGCACGACCGGGGGUGGGGCAGACGGCCGGGCGUGCAGCGGAGGCGCCGGGCCUGGUCCCGCGGGUGCUAUGGCCAAGACCGUGGCCUAUUUCUACGACCCCGACGUGGGCAACUUUCACUACGGGGCUGGGCACCCUAUGAAACCCCAUCGCUUGGCACUGACACAUAGUCUGGUUCUGCACUACGGUCUCUAUAAGAAGAUGAUCGUCUUCAAGCCAUACCAGGCAUCCCAGCAUGACAUGUGCCGCUUCCAUUCUGAGGACUACAUUGAUUUCCUGCAGAGAGUCAGCCCUACCAAUAUGCAGGGCUUCACCAAGAGCCUUAAUGCCUUCAACGUGGGCGAUGACUGCCCAGUGUUUCCCGGGCUCUUUGAGUUCUGCUCCCGCUACACAGGCGCAUCUCUGCAAGGAGCAACCCAGCUGAACAAUAAGAUCUGUGAUAUUGCCAUUAACUGGGCUGGUGGUCUGCACCAUGCCAAGAAGUUUGAGGCCUCUGGCUUCUGCUAUGUCAAUGACAUUGUAAUUGGCAUCCUGGAGCUGCUCAAGUAAGUACACCCCCGGGUGCUCUACAUCGACAUUGACAUCCACCAUGGCGACGGGGUUCAGGAAGCCUUCUACCUCACUGACCGGGUCAUGACAGUGUCCUUCCACAAAUACGGAAACUACUUCUUCCCCGGCACAGGUGACAUGUAUGAGGUUGGAGCAGAGAGUGGCCGUUACUACUGUCUCAACGUGCCCCUGCGGGACGGCAUUGACGACCAGAGUUACAAGCACCUUUUCCAGCCGGUUAUCAAUCAGGUGGUGGAUUUCUACCAACCCACCUGCCUGGGCUUUUGCGUUUUGCAGUGUGGAGCUGACUCUCUGGGUUGUGAUCGAUUGGGCUGCUUCAACCUCAGCAUUCGAGGACACGGGGAAUGUGUCGAAUAUGUCAAGAGCUUCAAUAUCCCUCUACUGGUGCUAGGUGGUGGUGGCUAUACUGUCCGAAAUGUUGCCCGCUGCUGGACGUAUGAGACAUCGCUGCUGGUAGAAGAGGCCAUUAGUGAGGAGCUUCCCUAUAGUGAAUACUUCGAGUACUUUGCCCCGGACUUCACACUCCAUCCAGACGUCAGCACCCGCAUCGAGAAUCAGAAUUCACGCCAGUACCUGGACCAGAUCCGCCAGACAAUCUUUGAAAACCUCAAGAUGCUGAACCAUGCGCCUAGCGUCCAGAUUCAUGAUGUACCUGCAGACCUCCUGACCUAUGACAGGACUGAUGAGGCAGACGCAGAGGAGAGGGGUCCUGAGGAGAACUACAGCAGGCCAGAGGCACCCAAUGAGUUCUAUGAUGGAGACCAUGACAACGACAAGGAAAGUGAUGUGGAGAUUUAAGAGCACCUGGGCUUGCUGUGUCCCAAGGAAUUCCUUUUUACCUCUCCGUUGGGUGGGAGGGAAAAGGUGUGUGUCCCCCAGACUUGGACUGGUCAACUUCAGAGGUUUUACCAAUGCUGGGAGACUACAUCUGGUUCUUAAACCAACGAUCCCCUUUCUUCUCCCUUCUGUGGCCUGACAAUGGUACCUGUUUGGGAUGGGAUGGGGGCAAGGACAGCUGUCCUCGGACAUCUUGGGCAGUGAGCCCUAGAUGCCAGUCCCAGCCCCUCUGGCCCUCUUAUUCCUUCCUGCUUCCCUCCAACCCAGCUACUUUUAGAGAUGAAGGGGUAAUCAGGACUGAGGUUACCUCUGACUUCUUUCUCUGCUGGGUUCUCCCACUGCAGGCCUUGCUUCCAGUGCAGGUGAAGAGUGAGGGAUUUUAGGGGCCUCUGGCUCCCUAACACCUUAACCCCAGAUGAUGGAAAGGACAGUUUUGAGUUGGGGGAGGAUGUGCAAAUAUGCUGUUCUAACUUUUGGCUUUAUGUCCAUUUUACCACUGUUUUUAUCCAAUAAACCAAGUUGGU